AUGAUUGUAGCCCUCUUCCAGACCUUGGAGAACUGCCGACUGCGAAACACUCUUCACACUCCCGGAGUCUUGUUUCUGGUGCGAGUUGAGCUGUGUGUGUCCUGCCCCGACUUGGUGUUUAAUCGAACGGCUGCGUGUUCAAGGUUGUGGUGCAACUGGUCACCUCACCGCACACUACAAACCAGAGGGGGUGACGCAGUCAACACAAAGCUUGUUGCCGCCGGGUGCAACGUGAUCGCCCUCAGCCGCAAGGGGGCACCGGCGAAUGGAGGGUCUUGGGUGAAGUCCGUCAAGUGGGUAGAGGGCAACGCGCUGAACCAAGACCUGUACCGCGCCGAGCUGCGGCGAUCCGACACAGUGGUGUCCUGCGUGGGAGGGUUCGGGAAGACGGACGCUUACAUGGGGUUGGUCAACGGCGAGACCAACAUCAAGCUCGCCGAGGCCGCAGCGGACGCGGGGGUGAAACAGUUCGUGUUCGUGUCGGUACACGACUACAAGGCUCCGUCGGCCGUCAAGAAGGUGGGGUACUUCGACGGAAAGCGGCGGGCGGAGAAGCUCAUCGGCGAACUGUUCGGCGCGAAGGGCGUGAUCCUGAAGCCGGCGUUCAUCUACGGCUCUCGAGACGUGAAGCUCACCGGCCCCAAGGGCAAGGAACGCACGGUCAACAUACCACUGCAGCGUGUGGGGGGGCCGCUGGCCAAGAUUACCUCCACCGGCAUCGGAAAGCGAAUCGCAGGCUCUGGUCUUCCCCUCGCCGACGUUGCGUGGACCCAGCCGCUGAGCACCGCCGAGGUGGCCAAGUCCGCCGUAAGGUGCUGCCUUGAGGGCACGGACUCUCUGGGAGGGGGUAGGGGUAAGGACUCUGGGGAUGCCGUCGUCCUCAAGGUCCAGGACAUGGCUCAGAUGACGGCGUGA
Molecule: messenger RNA, 915 nt
Organism: Ectocarpus siliculosus
Lineage: Eukaryota; Phaeophyceae; Ectocarpales; Ectocarpaceae
Source: the annotation of a GenBank genome assembly